Molecule: messenger RNA, 777 nt
Organism: Benincasa hispida (wax gourd)
Lineage: Eukaryota; Viridiplantae; Streptophyta; Magnoliopsida; Cucurbitales; Cucurbitaceae
Molecular function (GO): metal ion binding
Source: RefSeq, a predicted model, not a curated record
CCUCCGUUAUCUCCCUUCUCCCUUUUCCCAACCACUUAUAAUAAUCCCCCCUUUUUCACAAUCCACUACAUAAAAUCUUCCUUUCCCUUCACCCCUUGCCCUCGCCGAUGAGAAUCCCCUGUUUUAUUGGCGGCGUAUAAUCCGAGGCGGAGCAUGGCGGCGGCGGCCGGAAUUGGAGUUCGGAAGAAGAAGAUCUUUCCUCAUGCUUCUAGCCUUGCUUCCAUUGAGUCCUUAUCUCUGCCUCUUGUUCAGGAAAUUGUAUUAACAGCUGAUAUUGGAUGUGCUGAGUGUCAGAAGAAAUUGGCCAAUAUACUUUCUAAAAUGAAUGAUACAGAGUCUGUGGUGGUGAAUUUGUUGGACAAGAAAGUGAUAUUGACUCGAAGAUUGCAGAUUCCAUCCAGAAUUUCAACGAUCAAGAGAUUGCUUGGUUCUCCUUGCAGAUAACUAUAAAUCUUAUAAAUAGGAUAUUAUCUUCUUCAAUCACGUUGGUAGAUAAAUAAAGGAUCCCACUGCUCGUUCUGUAGCUUCAAAGAAAAAAGUUAAGAUAUUGCCCUUUUUUUCCCCAUCUCUUUGAAUAUAUUUGCAUAGAAUAUUAAAUAGUGCCUUUUGGAUGCAACAAAAUCGUCGUACUACUUCAAAAGAUGAUAUUUGUCGGAGCUGAACACUGUUUGAAGGGUUGUAUUUAGCUGGAAACUUGAUUUUAGUGUAACACAAUCAAAUGUUUAAUUGACGGCUUUCCUCUGAAUGGUGAUCUUGCUUUGAAGUUCUUGUUUUUCA